Messenger RNA from Esox lucius (northern pike), 9024 nucleotides. RefSeq names its product chondroitin sulfate proteoglycan 4. The coding region runs from base 122 to 7381 and encodes 2419 amino acids. The record is from RefSeq and is a predicted model, not a curated record. The transcript is spliced from 17 exons. Lineage: Eukaryota; Metazoa; Chordata; Actinopteri; Esociformes; Esocidae.
GUGUGCACUUCACUCAAAGUUCUGAAUGAGAGGUGCAUGGCAAUAUCGCUCAAUGAAAACAAUGGACUUUUAUGAAGUAUCCGGAGUUCUCUCUUAACGGAAAGGAAUAAAAUAAUUAAUUAUGGGGACCUUCCUGAUGAUACUCAACGAGAUAUUUCUUAUCGAGCUUCUUCUGUUGCUCUCCAGCGGACAAGUGCUCGGAGCUUCAUUCUAUGGGGAUGGAUAUGUACAGUUGAAAACUGUUGAAUUGUCCAGCCGUACGUCACUCCAUGUGCGCUUCCGAACCUCUAGUCAUAGUGGACUUCUUUUCUUGGCUGCCGGGGAGAUGGACUUCCUUCUUGUUGAACUGCAUUCUAGUCGCCUGCAGGUUCGGUUGGAUCUUGGGUCAGGCGAGCGCACCCUACGCUCAGAGAAGGGAGUCCACCUGAACGACAUGGCCUGGCACUCUGUGCAGCUCCAACAUGAGCAGCACAAUGUCACUUUAACUGUGGACCAUCACGCUCACACCAGUAUCCGGAUCCCUGGGCCAGACCUGGAGCUCAGUGUCCACGAUGGGCUGUUUGUUGGUGGGACGGUGGGCCUGAACAAAACCUACCUCCAUUAUCACAAUACCACAGGUUUCCGUGGCUGUGUGGAUGAGGUGAUUUUCAACCAGCACAAUCUGCUCUCCAGUCUACGGCCCUACUCUGGCUAUAAAAGUGUCCAUGAGGUGUCUCUGGGCUGCAGUCCUCAGUUCUCUGCUGGCAUGGAGGACCCCAUCAGCUUCUUCAGUUCACGGGCGUACAUGUUGCUUCCCCCGUGGAACAUCCCUCAGGAAGGGGUGUUGGAGUAUGAAGUACACACCUCGUACGGAGACGGCAUCAUAGUGUACAGCUCAGCCCACCACGGAGAGUUUGUUGCCAUGGAGAUCCGAGAGGGGCGCUUAAUUGUUGUCAUCGGUAAUGGAGGGACUAGGACAGAGCUGCGCUCCCUCACGUAUGUCAACAACCAAAGAUGGCACCGGGUAAAAUUGCACCUGCUCUCCAACAGUAUGCAAUUGACUGUAGGUGAGGAGAUAGUAAACCACAGCCUGGAGGCCCAUCCUAAGGCCCUAAAGCUCCAAGGUCCCCUCUACAUAGGUGGUGUUGAUGACAGAACACGUCUAGAUGCCAGGAAUCUAGGCCUGCUAUCAUUCAAUGGGAAGCGGUUGGCUGGUGGAGGAUCCUUCAAAGGCUGUCUGAAAGACAUUACGGUCAACUCACAAAGGAUGGGACCUCUACAUGCACUUGUCACUAAAGACAUAUCUGUGGGCUGUGAGCCGGCGAAGCAAGUGAUCACCAUUUUGAGCCCAACACUUGUCCCAUCUUUCACCCUGCCAGCUACCCACCACCGCGGAUCAGACAAAGACAGGAAGAGGCCAGGUCUGAAUUUUGUAGUUCUCAAAGACUUGGAGGUUCUGGAAGGUGGGAGGGCUCCGUUAGAGUCGAAACACAUCAGGGUGAACCUAGAUUUUCAGAAACUGGGGAUCCUUCAGUCUCAAAUGAUGUUCCGUAUUGAGGAGCAACCUGUGCAUGGUCAGCUGAGGAUAGAUAUGGAUGAUUCCGAUCAAGAGGAGGAUUGGACCUUCAGCAUGCUGGAUUUAUCACAUGGAAGAGUGAUGUAUGUACAUGGGGGCUCAGAAGACCCUCAAGAUUUCUUUAUGUUCUCUGUCUUCACCAACAGCAAGAAAAAUAUCCCCUUUUACCUGAAGGGAAAUAAGCUCCACCGUUUCAACAUCAGUGUCACGCCCGUUAAUGACCCUCCAGAGCUCAGCCUUCCUGAGGGAAGCCUCUUCACCCUCCUGGAGAACUCCAAACGUCAACUUGAUGUGGAUGUUCUCAGAGCCACUGACUCAGACAGCAACACAACAGACCUUGUUUUCACCAUCCUGGGGAACCAUAAUGCCGGAGCUGGUUUUCUGGAGAACAAUGAACUCCCAGGGAUGGCCAUCACUACCUUCUCCCAGCACGACCUGGAGGAAGGGAAGAUCAGCUAUGUGCACACUGGAGAGCUGGUGAAGAACUCUCGAAUAGCUUUAAGGGUCAGUGAUGGAGACAAGGUGAGUAACACAGUAGUUCUAAGGAUCAUGGCUGUCCAGCUUGAACACAAGGUGGCUAACAACACAGGAGUAGAAGUUAACCAGGGAGGGGCAGCCAUCAUCAGCAGUAAACACCUGGCUAUGGAGGUCAACAUUGUGAAGCACAGCUUUGACAUCCGCUUUGACGUGGUGGAGGCACCUCGAUAUGGCGAGCUGCAGCGGCUGCACUCCAGUGGAGAUUGGAAAACUACUUCUGUCUUCUCACAGAAGCUUCUGGAGAAAGAGCGAAUCAGGUAUAUCAACACCUUUCAGGGGAUUAAGACAAACAACGUCACAGAUCAGUUCAAAUGCAAGGUCAGCAUUGGCUCAACAGUGACAGAUGAACUGGUUUUCCUCAUUACAGUAAGGUGGAUCCACUUCAAAAUCACUAGGAAUAAGAUAGAGGUAAGCGGUGUGAGGAAUGUAGUCCUCAGCAACGAGGAACUCCGUGUUGUAUCAAAAGGAUUCAAGCUUCCCGAUGGUGAGCUUUACUUCAGAAUGUUAACCCUGCCAAAGAAGGGCCAUCUUGUGUUCAACAACAAAGUCUUAAAGAUCAACUCAACAUUCAGCCAGAAGAAUAUAUCUGACCACAUGGUCAAAUAUGAGGUUACAGACAGGCCUCAUGAAGAUGCAAGGGAUUCGUUUCGUUUCCAGGUGUUCUCCAAACAAGCACACUCUGGAGGCCACGAGUUCAGGAUCUACAUCAAGGCCGAUGUUCAUAGUCUGAUCCUUACGAACAAAGGACUGUCCAUACACGAAGGAGAAAGCAGGGUCAUUACCAAGGAUAGGCUUUUUGCCGGAACAGUCAGCACCAAAGCAGUACAUUACACCAUUAAAAGCAGUCCAAAACAUGGCAAACUAAAGAGGAUCAAUCUCUCUAAUUCAACGUCCAUUAACGAUAACGUCAUGUCUUUCACUAAUCAGGAUAUCCUAGAGGAGCGAAUUAUGUAUGUGCAUGAUGACAGCGAAUCCACGGAGGACGUGUUUACGUUUCAUGCCACACUCUACGAAGACACCAAGGAACUUAAUCACAAACGCUCCAAAAAGGAAAACACUCACUCCGUUGAUGAUGUCUUCAAGGUCACCAUUGCGCUCGUCAACGACGAGAAGCCCGUUCGCAUUGUCGAUAAGGUUUUCCACGUAGCCCGGGACGGGCAGAGGCUGCUGACAUUAGAUUUCCUGUGCUACCAUGAUGCAGACUCUGACUUUGAUGACCGCCAGCUGUUGUAUACCAGACGGGGCAUCCCCAUGGGUGACUUGGUUCUAGUGAACGACACAGGCCACAGGCUGUAUCAAUUCAGCCAGGAUGACCUGCAUCAUCGCAGGGUGCUUUUCAUUCACAGGGGGGUCAGCUCGGGAAGAUUUGUCUUGUUUGUUUCAGAUGGGAAGCACUAUACUUCCACGCUUUUGGAUGUUGUAGCCCAAGACCCAUACAUUAAGGUGGAGAACAACACAGGGUUGUUGGUUCAGAAAGGUCAGGCGGUUACCUUACGGUCAGCCAACCUCAGUAUUUUCACUAACCUGGAUGUUCGAGAGGAUGAGGAGGUGGUCUACCAAGUGUUCCUACCGCCCAGCCAUGGUGCUCUGUACAACAACAAUGUUAAGGUGAACCGCUUCACUCAACGUGACCUGAAGGCAGGUCAUUUGGAGUACCUCCAUGACAACAGCCGGAACCUGGCUGACUCUUUCAACUUUACGGUGAGUGUGAAAGAGGUGCGUCUGGACGCCAGCGUAGCAGUGAGGGUGUACCUGGAGAGCCACCAGCUGCCCCCCACAGUACAGUACAACCACAUCCUAGUGGUGGAGGAAGGCAAGCCUGUCAAGAUCAAGCAAGGAGAUCUGGAGGUGACGCACAAGGACAACCUUCCCUCAGACAUUGUGUUCACGGUGACCACGGCCCCAUCCCACGGUUUCCUCCGCAGAUCAUUCCAUGGAGAGGACCACUACAAGGGCACCAGAGAAGAUCCCAUCCACUCCUUCUCCCAAGAGGACAUCAACACUGGACACAUCCAGUACCUCCAGGUGGAUCAAGAUCAGACUUAUGACUUCUUCGUCUUGGACGCCUCCAACGGCAUUACGGAAGUCCAUGACAUCAGGGUCUCGGUGGAUGUCAUCCCCAACCACAUCCCGCUCCGUGUCUUCAACGUGACCCUGGGGGAGGGAUCGUCAGUUGCUCUGACGAAUGAGGUUGUACAGGUCAACAACAGACACUUCUCGGAGCUAAACAUCUUCUACAAUGUAUCACAGCCCCCUUGUCACGGUCACAUUGAGCACGCUCGCAUUCAUGGAGUCGCCAUCCCCUCGUUCACGCGGAAACAGGUGAACGCAGGACACAUUUAUUACGUCCACGACGGCAGCGAUACCUUGGCGGAUAACUUCACCAUCACCGCCAACGACACAGAUGUUCAGAAAUACAGCCGUCCCUGCACAGUGUUUGUCAGUGUGAUGCCUGUUAAUGAUGAGGCCCCAGUGAUAACAGCCAACAGGAUAUUAAGGGUGUGGGUGAACUCGGUGACAGAGAUCAGUGUGGAUGACCUGAGCUCUGAGGACAAUGACUCUCCACCGGAGGACCUAGAGUUCAUUGUGACCCCGCCGAGCAACGGAUACCUGGCCCUGAAGAGCGCCCCCACCAGGCACAUCCUGAACUUCACCCAGACACAUAUCCUCCGGGGCCAGCUGGUGUUUGUGCACAGUGGUGCCUUGUCUGGAGGGUUUCACUUCCAGGUCAAUGAUGGAGUGAACUUUGCCCCACGGCAGAUCUUCAGCACCAUAGCCCAUUCUCUGGUUCUCAUCCUGGAGCGAAAACACACCCUCCAGGUGUUCCCAGGCUCAUUGAAGACAAUCUCUCAGAAUGACCUUCUGGUGGUUACCAACGACAAUGGUGAUGUAAGAAGGAACCAGACCAUAGUUUACAGUGUCACCAGUCCUCCCAAGCUAGGGAAACUGGUCAGAAAGCAGACAGACAACUCCACACUGAAGAUAUCAUCCUUCACACAAAACAUGGUGAAUAAGGGUUUGAUCUGUUAUGACCAGACCGAUCUAGACUCAGUGGGGUGGUCGGUAACAGACUCCUUCACUUUCACGGUAUCCUCCCCUCCAGCGUCUCUUCCAUCCCAUGUCUUCAGCAUCCAUAUCUCAUAUGAACACGCACCUGCUGAGAGCAAUACCAUCCUCACUGCCAAUACCGGUGCUGUUGUGACCGAAGGUGGCAGAGUGAUGAUUGACAAGAUGAAGCUGGAUGCCUCCAACCUGCUGGGUAAGCUGCUGGAAGCCCAGAGACAGAACUACGAGGUCUGGUACCACGUCAUCUCUCUACCACAGCACGGAAUCAUCACCGUGGGGGAACGCAACUUGACCCGCACCAAACCCAACUUCUCCCAGUUUAUCCUAGACAGGUACGGCAUCACCUACCAGCACGAUGACUCAGAAACAACCCAGGACUUCUUCACUUUUGAGGUUUGGCUAAACCAGAAGGGCCAGCCUCCCCAGCGACCAUCCGACCCCAGCCUGAUAGUAACAGAGUCCUUUGACCUCACUGUGAACCCUGUCAAUGACCAGCCACCCCAACUUUUGACCCUAACCCCCAGUUUGAGGUUGGUUCAGGGGGACACCGUGGUAUUCAGCCCUGAGAACCUCAAGGUGGAGGAUCUUGACAACCCUCCAAGUGAGAUCCUUUACAAGGUGAUCAGCAAACCAAACAGUGGACACCUGGCUCUGGGGGAGCAUCUGAAUGAAACAGUGUCUGCCUUCACCCAGGCAGACAUCGAUGAGGGCAGGGUACAUUUUAUCCAGGAAGGUGAGCCAUCUUCGGGGGUGUUCUACUUCAGCGUGAGCGACGGGUUCCACCGUCCACUUUACAAGCUCUUUAACCUGGAGGUCACCGCGGCGACCGUGACCAUGGUGAACAACACAGGCGUGGAGCUGGUGCAGGGUCAGACCACUGCUGCCUUGACAACGGAACACCUGGCAGCAGAGACCAACGGGAGGAAAAGUGUGACUAUUCACUACACAGUGACAGCAGCGCCACAACGUGGCAGGCUCCUCAUGUCCGACCUUCCAGUCAGCGAGUUCAACCAAGAGGACCUCCACUCUGGCAGGCUAUCGUAUCACAUGACCGACCUCACUUCCUCCUCGGAUAGAUUUGAAUUCACAGUCUCCACGCCGGACAGCAACCUGACCGCUCAGACGGUCAACAUCACGGUCCGACCGCUCAUCCAUCUCGGUGAGCGCGUCCUGAUCCCCAGCGGUAUUGCGGUGAAGCUGAGGAAGGACGCUCUGGACGCCACGGAGCUCGCCAGGCUGAGUGGCAGCGACCCCGUGUUCUACAUCUUGUCCCCACCCAAACACGGCAAGUUGGUCAAGGUGACCUUUAACUUUUCGGACGAAGCCAGUCACUUUGCAGAAAGCUUCACAUUCCGGGAUGUGGUCCAGGGGAGGGUGGCGUUGGAGGAGACCCUGCUGACUAAUGUGUAUGGCAGCAACACCACCGACCAAUCGACAUCUUUACUGUCCCAGUUGGACAACAACAAAACUGAUGUCCAUAUAUCCAUGCUGAAUGACUCUUUCAAAUUCCUUCUGAAGGCGGAUAAUGUCCAGCCAGCUGUGGGAGAGUUCCUGUUCACCAUUGUGCCGUAUGAGGAGAGCUUAAACCACACAACCGGGUCACCGGGGCGCAACCGAACCAUGGGCGGCAGAGUUACCCACUCACACACUACAAACCGCAAAAAGAACUUGCAGAAGCAGUUCAAAGACAGUCACCAGUGGGAUAAUGAGACCCGCAGAGGUCACCCCAUGAUCCCCACCGUCCCCAGGAGCACCCAUGCUAAACACGACCACCACGGCCCCCACAGGAACACCCCGGUCCGGGUAGAGACCCUGCCCCGGCCGGCCUCAGACCCACUGCUGCUUAUCCUGCCCUUCCUGGCUUGCUUACUGCUCAUCGUCAUCCUGGUGGGGUUGAUUCUGGUGCUGAGGCACCGCAGAGAGAAGAGGGCCUUAUCGAGGGGUCUUAUCCAGGAGCUGGCUGCAGUAGCAGGGGAAGGAGUCCCAGAGAGGAGCCCCUACCUGGGCCGGCCUGAAAGGAGUAUCACUGUCCCCUCUGUGGUGGUCACCCCACUGCUAGGCCCCAAUAGUUGCCCCAGUAGCCCGAUUCUCAAUGAGCUGCGAAGAGGAACGCUGGCCCCACAUGACCCUUGUCUGUUACUAUGGGCAGUGGAUGAGGUUCCUGACAUCGACCACCCCUGUCGAUCCCCGAGCUCACUAAAAGACAACCAAUACUGGGUUUAAUCGACAUUAUACCGAGAAACAGAAACUAAACGUUAUACGUUUGAGUAGUGUUGAUUUUUGUAAAACCCCAACACCUACUCGGAGUUCAGCACAGGGUUUAAUUUAUGAACUUUGUCUUGUUCUUGACUAUUGACUACUGGCGCCUUCCACUCUGUUAUUUAUUCACCCAGUUUUGCAAUUUUACAAUAUCCAAGUUGAUAUUAUUGCUUUGCCUCAUCAAAAGAUACUGCACAGGGUUUGGGAGCAUCAAAGAUCCAUGUCCACAGAGCGCAUCUCAUCAAAGCAUUUUGCUUCUCAUCCCAAUGCUCUCAGCCAGGACAUUUAGGCCAGCCCACAAAAUGAAAACGUUCCCUGGGCAACAACAAUGAUUGAGCUUGCGGAAGACCACCGCAAGUAGUUGCUACAUCUUGACAAGACAAAGCAGCCCUGUCCGUCGUCCACCAGUCCACCCCCGGCUACGCCAAGCCAAAUCCUUUCUGCUGGACCCUCGGGAAUGGUUGGGAGGACACCAACAGGCUUCUAAUGCCUGGCUGGCUGUUGACUUCCACCACCACUUGUGGGGCAUGCCAUUUUCAAUUUUUUCAGUGUUCAAAGAAACCCCUCAGGGCUUAUGUUCCCAUUGUUGAACCUACUUCAAUGGCUCCUUCCAUACGAAGACAUUUCUUAUACAGUAUGUCAAGUUCUAAAGUGGUUUUGCUAUUCACCUUUAAUUUGUUUACAUAUGGCAGCUCACUAUUUUAUACUCUACCAUUUUGGACCAACUUGUUUUCAAUUAAUGUUUUAUUUUGUAAAAUACAACUGGGUAAAUGAAUACUUCGGAUACAGCGUAAGCCACUAGCCUACACGGUUUUACAAGUAUUUACAGUUACAGUGUUAUCUGGUUGACAUAACAGCCACUACGUUUAUUAAUGAUCCUAUUUACAUUUAUCCUAUUUUACAGUGGAAUCUAAAACAUGUCUUGCAUUUUGCAGUAUGUAGUUUACAUUGAUUUUAUGCAGCCAUCAACAAAAAAAGCUUGUGCCCAUAUUUAUAUAUAAAUACAGCUCUCUAAAAGAAACUGAGAAUGGUCUUUGAGGCACCUUUAUGUUAAAUGCAGUCCGGCAAUUGUCAUGUUGUAAUUGUCAAAAUGUCUUGUUAGGUACGAUAGCUAGACCAAAUACUUGACUACCGCAUAUUCACUUUCAAAAUGAUAAUACUCACAUUUUGUAAACAAACAACAACAGUAUCAAGCCUAUGCUCUCGGCAUAGACCAUAAUCAGUGAUUGAAUGCCAUGUAGCGUACUGUACCUGGCAGUAGAUACAUUAAGCAGCAUUCCUCUGUAUUGGUGAAAUUAAUAUACUAUACAGCAAGUGAUUUACUGCAUAAAUCUGUUAUCACUUUUCUUUUUGGCUCUGUGUCACAUUGAUCCUCAUAAAACGACUUGGCAGAUUUCUCUACCACAGUAGGCCUGUCCUAAGGUCAGAUUUAUCCAGUCGAAGCUGAGCUCUAAAGAGAAUGUGUCCCAGUGUCUUUUCACACAAUUCACCUCUGUCAAUAACACUUCCUGUGCUGCAGCUUGAAGUAAUUUUAGUGUCAUUCCACAAAUCCAGCAUGUGUUCCAAACCAUCUGUAUAUUUUUAAAUAAAAUGUUUAUUUAAUACAG